Oncorhynchus masou masou (cherry salmon) is the source of this 2909-nucleotide messenger RNA. It is a transcript of the gene syt17, whose product is annotated as synaptotagmin XVII. Lineage: Eukaryota; Metazoa; Chordata; Actinopteri; Salmoniformes; Salmonidae. The record is from RefSeq and is a predicted model, not a curated record. Gene Ontology annotation, biological process: regulation of dopamine secretion; cellular response to calcium ion; synaptic vesicle endocytosis. Bases 615 to 2045 code for a protein of 476 amino acids. Gene Ontology annotation, cellular component: exocytic vesicle; plasma membrane. The transcript is spliced from 12 exons. Gene Ontology annotation, molecular function: calcium ion binding; calcium-dependent phospholipid binding; clathrin binding.
UUUACGUGUCAUUUCUGAAAAGUGGGCAAGACUGGAACGAGAUAGAGAGUGAAAGAGACAAAGAAAGAAAGAGUGUGAGAGAGGGAGAGAAAGAGAGAGAGAGAGGGGGGAGAGAGAGAGCGAGAGAGAGAGAGAGUGAGAGAGUGAGAGAGUGAGAGAGAGAGAGAGAGAGAGAGAGAGAGAGAGAGAGAGAGAGUGUGGCUGGUUGUGGUGAAGGAUGAGAGAGAGAGCGAGAGAGAGAGAGAGAGAGAGAGAGAGAGAGAGAGAGAGAGAGAGAGUGUGGCUGGUUGUGGUGAAGGAUGAAGAGGAGGAGGCGGAGAUAGCUGAGAGAGAGAGAGAGAGAGAGAGAGAGAGAGAGAGAGAGAGAGAGAGAGAGGGAGAGAGAGAGAAAAGGUUCUGUUGUUGUUGUUUGGUGAGAGGGGGGUGAUGAUGGAGAGGUAGUGAGAAUGAAGAAGAGUAACCUGGUUAACCUUCACUCUUGUCACCUUGAGAUUUUAUAUCUCUUCUUUUCCACUCCUCUUUUUUCCGGGGUGAAAGUGGAUGUUGGAUGUUGGAUGGAGGGAUGAGGAACUGGAUGAAGGGGAGUGAGGAAGAGAAGAGAGACUGAGGAGACAAUGGCGUACACACAGUUGGAACCCAUCAACAAGAGACAGCUUUCGAUUAAUCUUGGUGUGCUGGCCAGGCUAACUGACUGUCUAUUGUGUCGGUGGUCGUGUCGCUCAUGUCUGUUGUGGUGUUGGGAGUGCUGCUUUCUGCCCAGUGAUGAGGAGGUGGAGAUACUGGGACCCUUCCCUGCUCAGACCCCCUCCUGGCUAGUGAACGAGUGUGUGGAUGAGAAGGACACUGAUACCGGGGUCACUCAUGUUGACUCCAUGGCAACACAGGACAGUAUUCCGACCCGGAGACGUUCCAGUUCAGAGAUGUCCCGAUCCACCUUCAGCCUGGUCCGACAACUCUCCAGUCUAGACGCCCGCAGGCCCAGCUCUCCACUGGUGGACGUGAAACCCAUUGAGUUCUGGGCCAUGGGCCCCAGGAAGGAGGUGAUCCAGCCGCUGCGUCGACCCCCUCCGGAUGACUACUUCAGGAAGUUGGAGCCUCGCCUCUACUCUCUGGACUCAUCCGGAGACGACGUGGACUCGCUAACGGACGAGGAGAUUCUGCUACGAUACCAACUGGGCAUGCUCCACUUCAGCACACAGUAUGAUCUAAUCAACGGCCACCUGGGUGUUAGGGUCAUUGAGGCUCGCGACCUGCCCCCACCUCUGACCUGUGAUGGAGCCCGCCAGGACAUGGCCCACUCCAACCCAUACGUCAAGAUCAGCCUGCUGCCGGACCACAAGAACUCCCGUCAGACAGGGGUGAAGAGGAAGACACAGAACCCGGUGUUCGAGGAGCGGUUCACCUUUGACCUUCUGUUCCUGGAGGCCCAGCGCCGCACCCUGCUGCUGUCUGUGGUCGACUUCGACAAGUUCUCACGACACUGUGUCAUCGGCAAGGUGGCGCUGCCUCUGAGUGAUGUUGAUCUGGUGAAAGGUGGUCAUUGGUGGAAGGCCCUGGUACCUAGUUCUCAGAAUGAGGUAGAGCUGGGAGAGCUGCUGUUAUCACUCAACUACCUGCCCUCUGCUGGAAGACUCAACGUUGACAUCAUCAGAGCAAAGCAGCUGCUGCAGACAGACAUGUGCCAGGGAUCAGACCCGUUUGUGAAGGUUCAGCUGGUAACAGGGCUGAAGUUGGUAAAGACCAAGAAGACUUCCUGUAUGAAAGGAACCAUCGACCCCUUCUACAACGAGUCGUUCAGCUUCAGAGUCCCCCACGAAGACCUCAGCGAAGUCAGCCUGGUAUUUACAGUGUACGGCCACAACAUGAAGAGCAGUAAUGAUUUUGUGGGGAGGAUCGUGAUUGGCCAGUUCUCCACGGGUCCCCCUGAGAACUCCCACUGGCGCCACCUGUUGGCCAGUCAAAGAACUCCGGUUGAACAGUGGCACAGCCUGCGCUCACGGGCAGAGUGUGACCGCGUCUCCCCUGCAUCGCUGGAGGUCACAUGAUAGAGCUGGAGAGGGAUCAGGAGUUAGAGGUUAAGGGUCAGAGGUCAGGAGGAGAGGUAUAAGCUCAAAGUGUUGAGGUACACAGUAGGAAAGAGGAAGAGGAAAGGGGGUCAGGAUUUAGAGGUUAGAGGUCAGGGAGGUGAGAAAAGGGGGUGAGAGGAUGAGAGAGAGAGAGACAGGGAGAGGGACACAGAGAGAGAAGAGAGAGGGACACAGAGAGAAAAGAGAGAGGGACACAGAGAGAGAAGAGAGAGGGAGAGAAGGAAGGAGAGACAGAGGUCUGGGUCAAGGCCACCAGCAGGGCCGGAUUAAGAAAUCAUAGGCAGGGGCUCAACAUUUUUAAUGAACCUAAUAGUAAAGACGUUAUUUAACUGUAAAAUAUAUAUAUUUGUCUCAGCCCCGGGCCCCAGGCCUACGGUUGGAGGUUCCAGUAAAAAAUAAUAAUAGAUGUAUACAUUUCUAUUUUUCUCUGCCUCAAGGGCCUCGGGGCUUCAGCCCCUGCAUUAAUCAGGCCCUGCAUUAAUCAGCCCCUGCAUUAAUCAGGCCCUGCAUUAAUCAGGCCCUGCAUUAAUCAGGCCCUGCAUUAAUCAGGCCCUGCGUUAAUCAGGCCCUGUCAACAAGAUGAACCGUCCUCAGCUCUCCAAAAUUGCUGCCUCUCUUCCCCCUCACCUUCCUGACUGACCUCCCAGCCGCCUAGCGGUGUGACCAGAGACAGAGGUUGUGUCCCAAAUGGUACCCUAUUCCCUAUAUAGUGCACUACUUUAGACUAUGGGCCCCUUCUCCCUAUGGGCCUCUUCUCCCUAUGGGCCCCUCCUCCCUAUGGGCCUCUCCUCCCUAUGGGCCUCUCCUCCCUAUGGCCCCCUC